Molecule: messenger RNA, 725 nt
Organism: Hydra vulgaris (swiftwater hydra)
Lineage: Eukaryota; Metazoa; Cnidaria; Hydrozoa; Anthoathecata; Hydridae
Product: carbonic anhydrase 6
Source: RefSeq, a predicted model, not a curated record
AUGAAUUUUUAUAUGCAAAGCUUUGAUGGUGAAACCGGGCAAUCUGUUUAUAAACAGUCAGAUGAUACGAGAGAACUAAAUACUGACGAAUUGCUAUUUAUAAAUCGUUUUUUUCUUCUCGAACUGUAUUGUUUUAAAAAUGAGGAAAAGCAGGUUCAAUUUGUAUUUUGGGAUAAUAAUACACACUCAACAUUUGAAGAUGCCCUGGCGCUCCCUGACGGUCUAGCGAUAUUGGCAAAUCUCUUUUACGAAAAGGAUUUAAAAGAAAAACCUAAAGCUUUCACCAUGUUGCAAAAUAUGGUAGAGAGAGGACAACUUAACAUAGGAGGAAAGGUAACAAUGUUAGACAAUAUCGAAGAUUUUUUAAUUGAUCUAUUACCAAAUGGCUCUUCGCAAGGUCCAAGAUUUGAUUUCAUAAUCAAUCUGGAUUUUUAUACUUAUUCUGGUUCAUUAACUACAUAUGAUUGCACCGACAGAGUGACGUGGUUUGUCAUGAAGGAUCCCAAACCUGCUGAGAUUUCAAUGUUACGAAAGAUUUCGUCAUCGGAAAAUCAUCCAGAAGGAAAAUACAAAGGCAGAAUGUGUGAUAAUUUUAGAGAACUCCAGUUUCAUCCUAGAUAUAUGGUUUUCUGGUAAUAAUAGUUAAACUGUCAAUAAUAACAUUAGCUGGCAAUUUUAAAAAUAGAACCAAAAAAAUAUUUUGGAUUUAAAAAACUAUUGUAUUA